AAUGACAUAUUAGUACAGAAAUCUGUAAUUUUAUGACAACAUAACCUAUAAGAUUAAAUAAAUAACUAAUAAAUCAAUAAGUUCAUAAAAUUAUCAAAAUAAACGUGAUAAAUGGAAGAAAAGAAGUCAAAUUCUUUAGAUAUAGAUGGCCAAAAUUUCAAUCCUAAUUUAUACCUCGAAAAAUUAUUUAAAGAAUGUUCCCUUCGGCAAGUAAUGGAUCACGAAGCAGAAGUAGUAAAAGACACCCAAACUUUACAUUCAGAUAUGCAAACUUUAGUCUAUGAAAACUACAAUAAAUUUAUAUCAGCAACAGAUACAAUAAAAAAAAUGAAAACGGAUUUUAAAAAAAUGGAAACUGAAAUGGAUCUUUUAGCUUCAAAUAUGGAUUCGAUAACAUCGUUUUCUGAUCAAAUUUCGACCACACUACAAGGAACUAGACAGCAAAUAAGUAAAUUAUCCGGUGUUCAUACCCUUUUAAAGCGAUUACAAUUUCUUUUCAAACUUCCUUCAACUCUAAAAAAUCGUGUUGAAGAAAAAAAUUAUGCACAAGCUGUUCAAGAUUACUUACAUGCACAAAGAGUGUUAACACAGUAUGGAAAUAUGGCUUCAUUUAAAGGAAUACAAAGUGAUUGCGAAGUGAUUUUAAAGGAAUUAAAAAUUAAAUUGAGAGGAAAAUUUUCCAAUGCAGAUGCAACGGCUAAAGAAUUGGCCGAAUCUGUUGAUUUAUUAUUACAACUUGAUGAACCAGCUAGAGAAUUGUGUAUGGAAUUUUUGUGUUGCGCUGAAAAACGUCUCGGCGAACAAUUAGUUUUAUUAAGGGACCAAUCUGAACAAAGAGAUAUUACAGAAUUUGUUGAUUUGGGUUGUACAGGUUUUUUAAGUGAUUUAUGUUUGGUUGUUGCAUCAUUUCAUGAUAUGUUUAUUAAUCGAAUGAAUGAAAAUGAUGAUGAUGUCGAAAAUAGCGAAAUUUUUGAAAAUUUUGCUGCAAAAGAAUUAAAUUCAUUUAUUUUACAAAAUAUGAAAAAGUAUUUUGAUCUAGUUAAAAAUAAAGUUGAUUCCGAACAAGACAACGGAGACACCGUAGUUUUGGUGAACGCUUUAGACCGAUUUUUUCGACGAUUACAAGCCAUGAACACGUUAUGCAGAAACGUAGAUUUUUCAGAGAAAGGUAUUGAAAUUAUCAUAAACGCAGGUAAAAGACAGUGUAAAAUGCAUCUUAACCUGUUAAAAAUGCAUUUUGCUGAAUCAAUGACGAAAGUUCGUCAAUCUUUAAACACGACGAAAUUAAUUACGCAAGAUAAAGAUGAUAAAAAUUUGAAUGAACUUUUAGUUUCGUUGAUGAUGACGAUCGUUGAAAAGAUUAAAGGAGUUUUGCAAGAUCUUGUGGCUUUUAUUCAACCGGAUGUGACGUUCGCUCAAAAGGCUCAAUUUCGAGAUAGUUUUUGUGUUGAUAAUGUUCGAGAGGGGCUCAUUGUAUGUUUUAUUCACCACUUAACAGCAACUGCUAGAAGUUUUUGUUCCAAUAAUACAAUGGAUAUUAAGAAUCCACCCACCUUAAUGUUAUUAUUAUCCAAAUUUUGUAUUGAUUUCCAAACUGGAAAUAUUCAUUAUUUGUUAUCGAAAACUGAUGAAUUAUUCGGAAUUAAUUCAAAAGGCACAAUUGCUUUAACUAAAGAAUCUGAAAUUAACACGACAAUGCAAGAAUCCGCUCAAGAACUGUUAAAUUAUUAUGUUCGUAUACAAGGUUUAAACGUUUCACAAAUGUUACGUAAAAGUGUUGAAACUCGAGAUUGGUUACACACAAUUGAGCCAAGAACUGUUCGUGCUGUUAUGAAACGUGUUGUUGAAGAUAUAGCUGCAAUUGAUUCAACUGUAGCUUUGUUAUAUGAAGAUCAAGGGAAUAAUACUGAACAUAGCAGCGAUUCAAGUCGAAAAACACACAGUAUUUCUGUUUCACGUCAUCAAUAUAAAUCAAAUUGGUCAACCUAUACACCAAACCACUUAGAUUCAACUCUAGUAUCGAACAUGCAUAAAUUGUUUAGUGAAAGGAUCGAAAUUUUUUCAACGGUCGAAUUUAAUAAAGUUUCUAUUUUAACUGGGAUCAUAAAAAUUAGUUUAAAAACGUUUAUGGAAUGCGUCCGAUUAAAAACUUAUAGUAAAUAUGGAUUACAACAAAUUCAAGUUGACACUCAUUAUUUACAAUUGUAUUUGUGGAGAUUUGUUGCUGACGAAAAUUUGGUUCAUUUCUUGUUGGACGAAAUUUUGGGCUCUGCUGUUCAUCGUUGUUUAGAACCGGUUUUAAUGGAACCAAGUGUUGUUGAUAUUAUAUGUGAAAGGGGAUAAAACACUUAAAAUCAAUAAUUUAACAAAUUUUAUUAUUAAUAAAUGCUUAAUUUACGAAUAUAUUCAUUCCCAUUUA
Onthophagus taurus is the source of this 2419-nucleotide messenger RNA. It is a transcript of the gene Vps51, whose product is annotated as Vacuolar protein sorting 51. The record is from RefSeq and is a predicted model, not a curated record. Gene Ontology annotation, cellular component: membrane; GARP complex; EARP complex. Gene Ontology annotation, biological process: retrograde transport, endosome to Golgi; endocytic recycling; Golgi organization. Lineage: Eukaryota; Metazoa; Arthropoda; Insecta; Coleoptera; Scarabaeidae.